Messenger RNA from Ceraceosorus bombacis, 465 nucleotides. The record is from the annotation of a GenBank genome assembly. NCBI's taxonomy places the organism in Eukaryota, Fungi, Basidiomycota, Exobasidiomycetes, Ceraceosorales, Ceraceosoraceae.
UGAUGAGCCGUGAGUGCUGGGACCAGAGCACAGGCUACCAAGCCCGGUAACAAAGGUUCCGAGAAUGCUAGAGAAGCUUCGCGCCUGCUGGGCAAGCAGGUGUGCUGCCGAGAUCAGAGAGCUGCCAAUGAAGGCGUCCCUGAUUGGAGCUCCUCAAGUCGUGACCUGCAAUUCUGGCUCUCGUGGCGCGAUAAGCCUGAGCGCAGCAAGCUCGUGGCUUGAAGCCUGGGUGACCUCCUCAAGUCAGAUGUCCCGAGUGGAUGACGCGUAAUGGCUGGCGUAGCGGAGAGUGCGCUCUCACGCAAGCCAACAAGUCGACGUCAAGAACCAGGAGCGCACUUGAAGAGGAGCCAAUGAGCCCCAAUGAGGUGAUUGAGGGCCCUCGCGAGUUAGCUGCUCAUGUGAAAAGCAAGCAGCUAUACUCAGCGAUAUGGCCUUGGAUUGGAUGACGGGCAUGGGCGUGAG